Messenger RNA from Drosophila gunungcola (fruit fly), 706 nucleotides. RefSeq names its product vesicle-associated membrane protein-associated protein B. Gene Ontology annotation, biological process: endoplasmic reticulum membrane organization. The record is from RefSeq and is a predicted model, not a curated record. The transcript has 2 exons. Gene Ontology annotation, molecular function: FFAT motif binding. NCBI's taxonomy places the organism in Eukaryota, Metazoa, Arthropoda, Insecta, Diptera, Drosophilidae. Bases 80 to 706 code for a protein of 208 amino acids. Gene Ontology annotation, cellular component: endoplasmic reticulum membrane; plasma membrane.
AUUUCCGACACAUUUCGGUUGCUUUUAAAACAGGAUAAAAAAGUCAAAACCAAUUGAAAAGGGAGAUUUUGGGGGAAGAAUGGAUUUGCUAAGCGUGAACCCUAAACUCUUGACUUUUUAUGCCCCAUAUGAUCGCUGUCAAAAGAGAAAGCUGACACUACUAAAUCCCUACGAUAGACAGGUUCUGUUUAAGGUAAAAUCAAAUGCAUCUCUGCACUAUCAUGUGAGUCCCAGUUCCGGCAGUAUAGAACCCUAUUGCUUCAGCGAUAUCAGCAUUAGUCUGAAUAACUUUGAUUUUCAUGAGGAUCUGGAGCAAAAACACCACUUUUGCAUUCAAUCCAUGUAUGCUCCCCGAGAAUAUAUCAAUGGCGAGACGACUUUGGCAAUUUUCCAGCGAGUUUCCCGCAGUGAUAUCUCCUCAAAAAGUAUUUUUGUUCGCCUGGAGGCAAAACCUUUUUCGUCACCUAAUUUAAGACUGGACUUACUCUCUUCUUUGGGAAAAAUUCCCAUGGAAAGAGAUAUGCAACUUUGUCCCAAUUUUCCAAAUUCGUUGGAAGCAUCUCAACAACAGGGAAAACCAAAGAAAAGCGGUCAUAUUACUAAGCUUGUCAUUAUAGGCUCAAUGAUUUUAGUUGUUUUUACAGCAUAUAUGCAGCGUAAGCAAGUGCAUGAGAUGCUGGUAAAUAAUUUUACGGAGAUAAAAUAG